GACGCUGCCCUGGAGUUUUGUUGUGUUUUCAGUGCUCUGUCAUUUACAGCCUUCGAUUUGUCUGAACUUUUAACCACAAAUCACGAUGUUUAUCAGUAGUAUGGCAAAGAGAAAACCUUCAGAGAAAGAUUCAUUUUAUAACUUACGACCUCUACCCUCCAGAGGAACAACAAAGCGAAAUCCCGAUGAAGAUUUCCUGCUGAGAGGUCGGCGAACUCCAUUCAGGUGUGCUGUGUUCGUUAUAUACAAGCUUACAAUAUUUUUUAAACUCAGAUUUCUCCUAUUUGCCUUCUUGUGCCUUUUAAACAGUACUCACUUCUUCUAGCUGUGUGUUAAAAGUUAACGGGGCUCUGUGGGCAAUCCUCUCGCUGAAAACAAACUCUCCACAGUGUAGUUCAGUUUCUUGUUCAUGCUGCAAAGUCUCUUAUUUUUAUUGUUUAAGUUUACAACUUUUUCAUUACCUAGAGCCUUGUUGUAUAUGAGGUUACUGAUUUAGACUCAAUAGACUCUUUAUAUAACAACUUGAUUGGGAAACUUUAGAACUACGUUGCAGCAUUUGAUCUUGUAUACUGCUCCCUGUCUGUCCUCCGGUUUGUCUUUGUCCUUGACAAUUUAGUAAGCAGUCGCCGUAAAGUGGUUAUCGGUUUGUGUGCAACACGUAUAUUGUAAGGUUGUAAUUUACGUGCAAUAGUUUCAGAGGUGCCUCUGAUGUACGGUAUAGUCGCUGGCGUAACAGGGCCAGAGUUGGUCUGAGUGUUGCAAUCAGUGUUACUGUGAGUGUUCCGUCUAACAAAGUCCGUGUUGUAAUUGUUCUUACUAAAAACGUUGUUAAGAUAAUCGGUCUCGUCUUGUAGGCUGUCAGGUGAGUCACAAACUAGUUGCGCUCGUCUCGUCAGAGUCCGGAUAGUAGUAGCCUUGUGAGAGGUCGGGUUGUACGAAGACUUGUCUAGUAAUCGAUCGGUAUGUAUCGGUUUUCUGUAAAUAGUCGUUUUUAGUUUGUUGUUGUCGCAAGUGACCAAGCAUUCUAGAAAAGGUAUCUUACCAUUUUCUUCGAUCUCCUUGGUGAACUAGUAACAACAACAGUAUACAAGAUCAAAUGCUGCGACUGCCAGGCUUCUUACAUCGGUGAAACCGGCAGAAACCUAAGCGCGCGACUGACCGAACACAAACGAGCGACAAAGAAUGGUGACGUCAACAAUCACAUUGCUGAGCACCAUUUAAAGACGAAACAUCAAAUUGACUGGGACUCUGCGACAUGUAUAAUGUAUUCUACUGACUACUAUCAAUGUCUUACUUUAGAAAGCUGGUUUACUAACUUAGAACAAACGCCACUGAAUUGUAGCCAACAGUUACCAGCACUGUACAAACAACUUAUUGACGAGAUCAGGCAAAACUAACUACAAGAGAAUGACAAUUUGACUAACGAUAGACGACUGUUUAACUGUGACAAUAGAUGGAUCAAAACGUACCGAUUACUGAUUACGAGUCUUCGUAGCCAAUAACAUCACGGCUUAACUGACAGACGACCAAUAACAUCACGACAUAAUUGACCAAUCAAAUCAAUAACCAGAGUAUAAUACCAUCAACUGACGUGAUACAACUCACUUUGACUCUGAAGAUGACUACUGCACAGGUUGUCGAAACGUCAGUCACUGUCAACAACAACAGUCCUAUUCAGGACUAUGUUCACCUGGACGAUCAAACUCAACCUACUUUUGAAGAUAUAACAUUACUAACCUUUUUUAAAAACUGACUGGCAUGAUUUGUUUUGCCCCAAUAUGGUACAAGUAUGUAAUUAUGCAGCUUACAUAAUUAUUUUUGUUCUCAUUUAAAGUGAUGUCCAGUUAGAAAAUAAUGAUCAGAAAGGAGGAGCUUUCAAAAUGGGUUCCCAAAAUUUGAGUCAAAUUUAACCUUCUUCUUGUCUACUAUUCUUGGUUUUCAAAUGUCACAAAUUUUUAUGCAGUCUUCAGUUGUGUUCUUGCAAUUCUAAAACAAAACAGAUUCUAUUGAAGAAAUCCUCUCUUAAAGGGGUGUAUUAAAUUAAAUGUAACUGUGGAAUUCCCAAUGGAAACUGUGGAAAUUUGAAUGCUGGUCACGAGCAUACAACUAACAACCUUUAAAGAAUUAAUUUCCACUCCUUAAAUGCCAUCACUUACAGUAAAUAUUCAUAACAUAUACAACCAGUUCACAAAAUGCAUACAAAGGAGCUAAUUCCCCAAACUUACAUGACACUACACCCUAUGGGUCUCAGAAAAUCUUAAUGUGAUCUUUAAUUCUUCUUAUUGUGUGGUUAGGUCUCAUUUGUGUGUGUGUGCAUGGGUGUAUGUGUGUUGAUUUUGGUCUCAGAGUCUUGAGCUCUUUGGUCUUUAGUCUUGGAUUUUAAACUGCAGGUCAGCAUCCUGGCAGGUCUUAAGAUUUUGCCACCCUUGACAAAGUUUUCAAAUAGUUCUCAAUUUUCAGCCUAAUUUUCCUUGUCAGUUACUUACAGCAAGUUUAGAUUACUGCACAUGUUUUUACGGAAAAUGAAAGUUUAUUUAAAAAAUGUACAGAAAAUUAUGUAUGGUGGAUUGUUAACAAAAUCUUACUUAAUGCUGACGUUACUUUUAUUCACUGUCUAGGAUAAAACCACAGAAUUAUCGCACCAACUCGGAGAUGACCAUAUCAACCACAGGAAAGUCAACUCGGCAGAACACGAGAACUCCUUCCCGGCAAUCAGUUAGCUUCCAAGAGUUUCACCAAUCUUCAGAUGAAGAGUUGGAUCCAGAUGAUUUAGCUCUGGAUUUGUCAGAAUUUGAUGAUGGCCCUGAAGAAGAAUUAUUAAGACUCCAACACAAAAACUAUUCAAAAGAUACGUUCCUGGAUGGCAGCAUUAAUUCAGACAGCUGGUUUAUAAAUCCAGUUCAUCGCAUGACAAGCCCUCCUGUUAACAUUGAAAAAAUGGCGCGUAGGCGACCUUUAAAAGCAGCUGUUUUGAAGACUUCUUUAGAGGGAAACAUUGCAAGUGAUCCUACUGAAGACAUUACAAAAACGCCAAUCAGGGAUUUUGAUUUGUCUGUUUUUAGAAAUGCCGAAAAUCAAAUGUUGUCAUCGCGAACCUUAAGUGCCUUUGCAACUCCAUAUCAGGAAGAACUAGCCCGGUUGAAGUUGGAUAGAUUACGUCUGGAGGAGGAAAGGCUCCUAAAAAAGAAAUGUCAUGAUGAACUUGAAAGAAUAAGGGGCCCUAAGCCCAAGUGGUAUGAACUAAAGACUCCUGAGUUUCAUCGUGAAGCUAAGAGAAACAAUGACAUACUAUCAUUAUCAGGACACUAUGAAGAUAUUAUGGAAUAUAGACAGCAGCUAUUGUCUUGUUUAGGAGAAGAGAAAGUGGCUAAUAAGUGA
Porites lobata is the source of this 3378-nucleotide messenger RNA. NCBI's taxonomy places the organism in Eukaryota, Metazoa, Cnidaria, Anthozoa, Scleractinia, Poritidae. The record is from the annotation of a GenBank genome assembly.